Osmerus eperlanus (European smelt) is the source of this 4729-nucleotide messenger RNA. RefSeq names its product fibroblast growth factor 6b (gene fgf6b). The transcript has 3 exons. The record is from RefSeq and is a predicted model, not a curated record. NCBI's taxonomy places the organism in Eukaryota, Metazoa, Chordata, Actinopteri, Osmeriformes, Osmeridae. The coding region runs from base 385 to 1005 and encodes 206 amino acids. Gene Ontology annotation, molecular function: fibroblast growth factor receptor binding; growth factor activity. Gene Ontology annotation, biological process: animal organ morphogenesis; fibroblast growth factor receptor signaling pathway; regulation of cell migration. Gene Ontology annotation, cellular component: cytoplasm.
CGCUGCGCACACACUUGCUUGGGUAGCAACUCUCUCUCCCUCCCCUCUCUUAAAACAAGCAGUGAAGUCAGAGUGAUGUCAUACCAGGAUGCUAGUGCCUGGCAAGGUGAGAUAGCUUUUUGGUGAGUGGUGUUCUCCACGGCCAGCGUUGCCAAUCCAACGGCGCGGAGCUGCGAAAGAUGGUAAUCAUCACCACCACCACCUCAAGCUCAGUCGCGCGUUCUCCUUUUUCUAGCCCUCGGCUCCCGGGCCACCGUUCCAUGCCCGACGCUCUGAUCUGCCUUCUUAAAAUAAUCCUUUACCACCAUGCCAAAGGAAGAAAAACAAGAAGAGCGGUAUUUUUAGGGCCGUUAACUCUGACCACGUGCCCUGAAGGUAAACCGGAUGGCAAUUGCGCAAAGGUGCCUCAUCAGUAUGUCCUACGAGGCCAGCACGCACUGGACGUUGACUGCAAUUGUUCUCUUGGGGUCUGUUUUGGGGAUUGUGUCAUCAUAUCCGAUUCCAAGCAGGACUAAUGCAACUUUAUUGGAAAGAAGGUGGGAGACCCUAUUCUCCCGCUCCUUUCUGGGGAUUUCUGGCGAGAAAUCAGACAUGAACUGGGAGAACGACUACUUGCUGGGCAUAAAGAGAGUGCGGCGACUUUACUGCAACGUAGGCAUUGGGUUUCACCUGCAGGUUCUCCCAGAUGGCAGGAUAAAUGGUAUACAUAAUGAGAACCCAUACAGUCUAAUAGAGAUCUCUACAGUGGAUCGAGGAGUGAUAAGCAUGUACGGAGUGAGAAGUGAGCUGUUUGUCGCAAUGAACAGCAGAGGAAGGUUAUACGGGACGCCGGUCUUUCGGGACGAGUGUAAGUUCAAGGAGACCUUGCUGCCAAACAACUACAACGCCUACGAGUCGUUUGUUUACAAGGGCUCCUACAUCGCCCUCAGCAAAUAUGGCCGACUGAAGAGAGGCAAUAAGGCUACCACCGCCAUGACAGUGACACACUUCCUCCCCCGACUAUGAGCAGAACUCGCAAUAACUCUUUAAUUUGCACAUGUGGAUGUUCUUCCAGGUAAUAUAGAAAAUACAUAUUCAUUUACCGUAAUGACUGGCGGACUGCAAGAGUUACACAUUAUUUGGAUAGCUAACUUUGUAUUACAACUGAUGUAUUAUGCCAUUCUGUGCUGCUUAUAGUUUGUAACGUUAUUGUUGGGGAAGUCGAAUACUUUGCCAGUCUCAACACUUUACUUUGGUGCUUGCUGUAACAGAAGUUCACCUCACUCUGUCUUUGGGAUGGAGGACUAGAUGUAUCCUUGGAAAGAGUGAAAUGGAUACUUUUUAUUACCUCAAAGAACUACUUGACUGGAUGAAGGAUGCAUGGAGUUAUACUCAAAAAUACCUGCUAAGUUUAUCCUUUCUCUGAGGGCUUUGAGUGCUUGACUCCUCUGUUGAACACUGAUGUCCAGCCAGGGGAACCCCAGACAACCUAAAUGCACUUCUUUUGCUGCACGAUGUGAAGGUGCCUUGCUGUUCCCACUUGUGGCCCCCUUCUUCUUGCAUGUAAGAUACACCCACUGAAGUCAGAAAUAGGCUGACACUCUGAAGAGGGCCUCAGGGGGGCAAGACUAUCUCUGGUUUAUUUUCUUUUUCUGUCAUUCGAACCGAUUUAGGUUUGAACAGUGAGACCCAAGGACUCUCAGCUUUGUGUAGUGGUGGAGCCUGAGGUGAGCCUAGCUGCCCACCUAGAAGUUCAAUAAUGUGGGGCAAUCAUAAUAAUAACAGGGUUGGAUAACUGUUUGUCCAUAACUGGUGUCAAAUUAUAUUGGCCCAAAACUCUAUUUUUUGCAUUCUGAAAUGAAUAGAUUAACUGUAUUAAUAACAUGCAAGCACACAGUGGAAAAAUACUACAUGUCACCUACAUGGGACACUGCUAGCAUACAAUCCAAACACUUCUGUUUUGGUGCUUCUGGUAAGUGUGUGAGAUGUAAAAUUGCAAGCUUUGUGCAUCGCUGUGGAAAAAAGUCUAAACAGGCUACUGACUAAGAAGCCAAUUAACAAUGUUGUAAAUAGUGAGAAUGUGAGACAUUGCUAAAGAGAAAGAGAAGCUUUACUUUGCCUGGUGGAAAUACAGAGUUCAGGUUGCACAAUGACCAUCAAUGAUGGUGCCUAAUAGUUUUGGUAAGAAUCAUUACCACACAUAUUUAUUUAUUUGUUUGUUGAAGUGUUCAAUGGAUUUCCACUGAGUGAGGUGUGUGCUGUGGGCAGGCUUCAUUGCAGCAGCAACUACAGUGGAGAUGGUGUUUGGAGCUGUCUUUUAAAAUGUAAUUAUGGGACAGUUAUUAGAUAGUCCAUGUGUGUCACUGGAUUGGGGGACAUUUCAGUUAUUUAUUGAUUUUUUUGUUUAACAUGCUGCUGGUUACUUUUAAACUGAUUCUCAUAAUACCACACCCUGGCACUGAGAGAGUUGGACUAUUUCAAUCCAGUAAAGACGUAUGGGACAAUCCUGCCUGCUGUCUCUUGUUUGAUGAAACUCCUUUAAGAAUGUGGCUGUCGUAGCAUGUCAGGCUGCCUCCCACAUACCUGAACAACCCCCCACUGAGCAUUAUCAGCCCACCACCAAUCACUUACACCCCCAGGAACCUUGGGAUGCCAGCAGUAACCCAGCAGCUUCCUCUUCUGCUUCAAUCCUAUUUUAGUUCAAGGUCACAGACCACCGUUGGUCCUAACCAGGUGUCCAUGGCAGUCUGCUAUUUGGGGCACCGUUGUUCCACCCAACACUUUGUGAUAGCCAUGCUAGUAUCUCUGUACUGAGUGCAUUUACACCAAACCCAUUUUAGUAUUACUUUGCUAGUUCACAUUCAGCUCUAGGGUAUACAGAUUAUUUCUCUUAUUCAGACAGUGGUUUUAAUAGUCACUGUGGGUGGACCAUCAGUGGCCUCCAAGACCUUUAUCUUGUCCUUAACUGCUCCUGUAAGUGUAGCUCUAAAAGAGGAAUUCUACAGGGAGUAGUUGUUACUUUCCACAUUAUAAUGCCUGACAAUGCAUGUUCUAAGGGAGCUGCAUUGCUUUCAAACAAUCUUAUCUCUCUCCUGGUGAUAUUAGAACAGCUGGUGUGUGUGCGUGAGUGUGUGUGCAUUUGUGUGCGUGUGCAUGAAAUGCAGCUCCUUACACCCCUUCCUCCCCACUCUCUGCUAGUACAUCUCUGGAUAUUUCUGGGAGGGGACAUCUGCAGACUUGAUGCAGUGCGUGAGGCGGAAAAGUGCAGAAUCACACAGAACAGAGCAGAGCCUCCCUAGUACACCCUGUCUUUAACAGACCCUUGGGCCAAUGUGAUCCCAGGAAUAACCUAAUGUGACCUGAAAACCAGUCUCCCAUGACAAAACACCAUAGGCAGCUUUUUCGACCCUACCAUUACUUAUCAGAAAGGCCUUAGUGGCACAUUCAGCUUGAACAGCUGGAGAGUUUCAUUUUGCUGUGGUACAGUCUGUAAGACCCCAUAUUUCCACUCAGAAUUGAAUGGAAGUUACAAGGUAUUAUGCUAGUUUGUCUGUGACAGUUUUGUAUUUUGUAUUUUAAAGAUUGUAACCCCAAAACUUACAAUCCUUUAGCUCAUUAUCAUGCCAUCCGCCAACAGGAAUAAUUUCCUGACUGAUGUAAUGUGGAUCAAAGUGUCGUUGAGUAGAAAAGGUUUUGUUGCUGUUGUGGGAUGACACUGCAUGGGAUACAUGUAUUAUGGAAUAAUGAUUGGCACAGCUGAACAAAAAACAUUCACUGUCAUUCUGUGUUGAUGUAUCUUUUGUGUAGUCAAUUGUUACUUAUUCACAUCAUGAACAGUUUAGAACAAAUUGCAUUAUGACUGUUGUUUGUAAAGUAUGAUUUAGACAGGCAGAGCACUAAUAUAUACUAAUAUCAACAUUAGAAGUUUUACAACUGAACUGGCAUGUGUGUUCUGUGUAUGUGUGUAUUGUGUGUGUGUGUGUGUGUGUGUGUGUGUGUGUGCGUGUGUGUGUGUAUGCACGUGUUUACAGGAGAGUGUAUCUUGCCCUCCGUUAAUAAUGUUAUAAGAUGUCUAUAAUCCCAAGGUGCACCUUAUCAAAGACAUCUUAAAAAUUCUGGACACAAUGUGAAGAAAAGUGAGCUAAAAAAACACAUUGAGUUUCUCAUGCUUGAACAUGAUAAUAGGAUGGUUACAAAACCUAAAGAUGGAACCUAAAGGUAAACAGUUGUAGUCUGCAUGGAGAAGCUUUGUUUCAGCUUUGACCAAAAAGUCUUUUAAGAGGGUCUCACCUUUUGAGAAGGCAUCAUUUGUGAAAUGUGUUAUCUGUUCAUUUCAGUAGAUGAGAUCCUAUUAGUCUCAGUGCAAGAAGUGCAGAAUGUGCAGUGCAGAAUGCGAGAAUAUGUCAGAACCCCAAACGCGGUUAGGUGUGUGUGUCUGCAUGUGUUCCCCGUGUGUGUUGGCAGAACUUUUUCUCUCUUUGUUUUGUACCCCUGCACUAAGGGGAGUGAGCUUUCACCUGUACCCCUCCUCUCUGUAAACAUAUACCUCACCUUCUGCCUUAGUUUGGAUUUGUUGUAACUGUCUGAGGAAACAACAGACUUCUCUGAUAGUUUGUUUCUGAAAACAAUUGCUACGUUAGUUAAUAUUAAUAUAAGAAAAAAUGUCUUUCCUUUUAUUUUUGUACGUAUGUGCUAUGCACAGCAGUCUACUGUAUUCCUAAGAUACCAAUAAAAGUUUUUUUUUUAAUUG